Penicillium alfredii is the source of this 1176-nucleotide messenger RNA. Its product is annotated as class I SAM-dependent methyltransferase. The transcript has 2 exons. Bases 1 to 1176 code for a protein of 391 amino acids. The record is from RefSeq and is a predicted model, not a curated record. Lineage: Eukaryota; Fungi; Ascomycota; Eurotiomycetes; Eurotiales; Aspergillaceae. Gene Ontology annotation, molecular function: methyltransferase activity.
AUGGCGUCUCCUCCGCCCGCGAAGCGAUACAAGUCCGAGUCGACGACGCCUGCCAGCGAUGCCGGUCGCUCAAGGUACUACUCACAGUCGGUCCCGAUGAGUGAACGAGCCCGGUCGCGACAAACAUCCACGGCAAUGGACAUUUAUGUUAUUACGGAUAGAGAUCCUGCCGAGAGAGAUCGCCGAGUCGGUCGCUUUACUAGCCAUGGGUCGGUUGCGUCUCAGGCGUCGCAUACCUCUCACACCUCCCGCUCGUCACCACCGGUGAUUCUCAGCAAUCAUAAAUACCCCGAGCGGUACCCGUGUUACAAAGAGAACGGGCGGACAUACCAUGGCUAUCGAAAAGGAAUGUAUAUGCUUCCGUGCGACGACGAAGAGCAGGAUCGCCUCGAUAUCUUCCACAAAGUAAUGACGGUUGCUCGCGUGUCGGAUGGGCUGAUCUAUGCGCCGCAUCCCAGUACCUCGCGAAUCCUCGACUUGGGAUGCGGCACGGGAAUUUGGACGAUCGAAAUGGCGACCAAAUAUCCGGAUUCUUUUGUGGUUGGGGUCGAUCUGGCUCCCAUCCAGCCCGCGAAUCACCCGAAGAAUUGCGACUUUUACGCCCCAUUUGACUUUGAGAGCCCCUGGACGAUGGGCGAGGAUUCAUGGGAUGUCAUUCAUAUGGGGAUGGGCAGUGGCAGUGUCGCCAGCUGGCCCAGUCUGUAUCGACGAAUCUUCUCCCACCUCCGCCCAGGCGCCUGGUUCGAGCAGGUGGAGAUCGACUUUGAACCGCGCUGCGACGACCGUUCCUUGAGCGGGUUGGCUCUCCGCCAUUGGUAUCAGGCGCUCAAACACGCGACGGAAUCCACCAUGCGACCCGUGGCGCAUAGCUCCCGCGAGACGAUCCGGAAUUUGCAGGAAGCGGGCUUCACCGAGAUCGAUCAUCAAAUGGUGGGAUUGCCGUUGAAUGCCUGGCAUAACGAUGAGCAUGAGCGCAAGGUUGCUCGCUGGUACAACCUGGCCAUUUCCGAGAGCGUUGAGCCGCUGAGUUUGGCUCCGUUCAGUCGUGUCUACGCGUGGCCGAUUGAUAAGAUCCAGCGCAUUGCGGCAGACGUGAAACGCGAAGCCUUUGACAAGGAUAUCCACUGCUACAAUAUCCUCCAUAUAUACCAGGCCCGCAAGCCCCUCGCUAAAUGA